This is a messenger RNA of Phyllotreta striolata, 2012 nucleotides long. The record is from the annotation of a GenBank genome assembly. Lineage: Eukaryota; Metazoa; Arthropoda; Insecta; Coleoptera; Chrysomelidae.
CUGCAUACGAUGUAUACACGUAAUAAUUGAAACGUUUAUUCGUAAAUAUUAUGGAAAUUGCAGUAAAUAUUUAUCCUCGCGCUGAAAGAUGGAGCAACAACAUGAUCAAAGGAACGUAGAAGUUCGCGGAAAUCUUUCCGGUUUUGUUGCACAACGUUCGAUUGCACGUGGUUAGUUGAAACGUCAGUCAUCGUUUUUUGCGGCCUCGACUACUACAUGUAUUUAGCCACAUACUUUUUCGAGUUUGAGGAUAAAUAACUAUGAGUACUGUUAAAAAAUGUCCGGGGAAGGAAGGUUUCGAAAGGAUUAAUUAUCUUUAUCAGAUUUCCAAUUUAAUGGCAACGAAAAAUCAGUCUUGCCAUGUCGCCGCCUCUCUAUAUUCAAAUCUACUCGUCAACGUUUCGAGGAAGACAGUCCAACGAUUGGACAUCCAGACGAAAAGGACCCUUUGUAAAUCCUGCAGAUGUCUCCUGCUCGCAGGAAUAACGUGUAAAGUUCGCGUUAAAAAACAAAAGGUAACUUGGACUUGCCUGCAUUGCAAGAAAGCCAAGGUGUUUGAAACGCGAGAUAGGAAUUACGAAUGUUGGACGGAGAAGCCCGAGAGCUUAGUGGAAACAUUGGAUUAUUCGCUUGGUAAAGACAGUGAAACAAACAAGAAAAAUUAGCAUUCUGUAUUAUACAAGUACAAAAUGCAAUUAGUAAAUACGUGGGAAUGUAUAAAAAGAAUUAUUCAAAUAAAUAUUUGUCGAUUAGCUAAAGUAUCCGUAAAAGGACUUACAAUCUCUUUGGUUGCGAAAUAAAAGACGAGACCGAAUGUAAUCGAUAUAGGUAGAGCUGGUAGAGCUUUCUUGAAAAUCGCCAAAAGUAACAGCGUCAAACACAAACCCUAAAAACAAUUAAGAUAAGUCAACAAAAAAAAAAUAAACACCACUACUCACUAUUAAAAUGGCUACGAAACAAGCCAAAGUAGUAUUCCAAUCGCCAUACGAGGACGCUUUACCAACUAAAACACUGUAAAAUAUAAAAUCUCCUAAACCUAAUUUCACACCACCUAAAAAUUAUAGAAAAAAAUUAAUCAAACCCGUCCAUUUUCAUUUUUAUACAACAUACGUUCUUCCUCGUCUUGUUGAUGCACUUGCGUACGAUGUUGCCCGUUGGGAUCGCUUCGAACUUCCAAUUGCCUUUGGGCCACCCUGGUCGCGUGAUUAUCCACCCAUUCUCUCGUAAACCCAUGGUCUUCACUGUUGCUUCGAGACACGUUCACGUUCGGAACCUCCUCACCCGUGGCCAUGCUCGUAUAAGCAUACAUGUAAGUAGCUAAAAUUAUUUCAAUUAAACAACAUUUAUAAUUUUCCGCAGAUUACUCACAGGAGUAAAUCAAGGCUGGGAAUAUUUGCUCGUUUCUUUCUUGGGCGGUUUCUACUAGGAUUCUCAACGGUCCCUUCGGCAUUAAUACUGCUAUUAGAUCUGAAAUUAGUCGUAUAGUAUAAGAGUAGAUAUUUUGUUUAAUUCGUAUUUGCUUACCCCAAAUGGAAAUGACAGCCAAUACGGCCCAAGUCGUCCAUUCGGGUAAAUAUUUUAUGAAAACUAAGGCCAUCAGAGCGGCAACGAAUAUCAAAUAAGCCUGUUGUAAUAUUAAAGGCCCCUGCCAAUGGAUAACCAUCAUUCCCAUUACGCCGAAAUUCCACAUUAUCACCAACAACGUCGGAUAAUCCAUCGGAAUGUUGUAAGCUCUUAGAAUUUCUCUGAAAAUACCACAAAUCGAUGCAACGAAACAUUCCAAUUUUACUCGAUUUACUCACUCCAAAUACAAGUAGGAAAAUAUAGAAAGUAACAUGAGCGACGAGACUAUUAACCAGGCGUGUAUCGUCUUGUAGCACCUGUAUUUGUACAAAACAAUCAAUAGUACAGUCAUCAGGACGAUAACGGCCAUUAAAAUCAAAGCAUUAGCAGCGGCAUUCCAGGCUUUCGUACUCGAAUCGGAACUCUCCUCGUGGAACGGUGUAUAAACC